This is a messenger RNA of Paramuricea clavata, 368 nucleotides long. Lineage: Eukaryota; Metazoa; Cnidaria; Anthozoa; Malacalcyonacea; Plexauridae. The record is from the annotation of a GenBank genome assembly.
AAACGCAAAUUAUUCAGUUGGGAGACAAUCUGAUCCAGUGUUUUGAGGCGGUUAAGCCACUUGCAACUGUGUUGCAACCACCGCUAAAGCAUCCUGACUUUAAGGAUGUCCAAGAACUUGUUAGCCUCUUCCCCUCAAACAUUCCAGUAAAUCCUUUUGUUUUGCAUGCAGAAUUUGGCAAUUUUGUAAGUCAUGCUCUGACACACGAACGUCAGACAAAUAAGAAGCUGGAUACCGUAGCUAAAGUGGGCAAACUCGCUGAAGGUUUCAAGUCAGCUUUCCCAUUUACCAACAAAGCGUACAGACUUCUCUUGAUGGUGCCUGUGACAGUGGCUAAGGAUGAGGAAACAUUCAGCAGGCUAAGCUAA